Molecule: messenger RNA, 3327 nt
Organism: Miscanthus lutarioriparius
Lineage: Eukaryota; Viridiplantae; Streptophyta; Magnoliopsida; Poales; Poaceae
Source: the annotation of a GenBank genome assembly
AUGCCUCCAGGGAGAAGAGGGAAGAGGGCCAAGAAAGCGCCGAGGGAGAGCGGCGCCAGCAGCAUAGAAUCCUUGCCAGACGGUGUCCUUCAGCACAUCCUCGGUUUCCUCCCGGCGCGGGACGCUGUGCGGUCGUGCGUGCUCGCCCGCCGCUGGCGCGACCUCUGGAUGUUCGCGACAGGCCUGCGCAUCACUGGCAAUGGCAACGAAGACGGCAUGAAUGAGCUCCGGGAGUUCGUGGACCAUCUCCUCCUCCCCCGCGGAAUCGCGCCUCUAGAAACAUGCGAGCUCAGGUUCACAGAUAUGGUCGAUACAUUCUCUGACGACGACACUCUUCGUGUGAGCCUCUGGUUUCAGCAUGCUGUGCGGUGCCAGGCUCGAGUCCUCCGGAAAAUUUCCUUAUGUGACUGUCCAGCACUGGAACAACUAGAGAUUGAGAACUGUCAUUUGGCUGAUGUCAACAAGAUCUCCUCAUCUGAAUCCCAACGCCUAAGUGGCACUAAAUGUGCAUUCAGUGAAAACUUCCGCACAGUGCUUGAGAGCAUGCCAUCAUUAGUGGAUGCAUCUAUCAGAAUCGCCCAAAACAAUGUGGACAACUGUGAUAAUUGUGACUCAGGGGAUUGUAACAUCUGUCAUGGUAUCAUACACAGUAACAGCAACUGCAUUCUUUUGGAAGGUUUAUCAAAAGCCACUAACUUAGCAUUGAUAGCUGAAUCGAAAACGUUUGUCUUCAGGAUGGAUUUGAAACGGUGUCCUACAUUUAGCAAAUUGAAGACACUGUUACUCAGUGAUUAUUGGUGUGUAGCUCUUGAUUUGGACGCCAUAACUUGCAUUCUCAAGAACUCGCCACUUCUAGAGAAGCUCACUCUUGAACAUUUUUUAAAGGGAUCUCAGCAUAUGGAAAUGAAAGGAAGCUACAUUCCAGGACAAAGAAUAGAUGCAAUCUCAGAACACCUUAAGAUAGUAGUGAGCAUGGCUCCCGACCCGCCGCUCCACCACCGCCCGCCGCCGCUGCCGCUCCAGGCGCCGUCGCCCACGCUCCUCCGCAGAUCGGCAGCGUCUCGCGCUGAUCCGCUGGUCCCCAUCCACAGCCGCCCACCGGAGCUGGAAUUGGAUGAAGACGACGCCGACGAGGUGCUGGUGGUGGAUUCGCCACCACUGCUGGCCCGGCCGGGCACCACCCAAGCGCCUCCACCACCGGAGAUGCUGCCCAAGUUGCUGCGCCAUCAAACAUGUAUUGACCCCAAUUCCCAUCCAGCAAGCUCCAGUUCGCCGGUUCCCUCUCCAGAUCCGCAUUGGCAAUUUUUCUUCGAUUCACCACCGCCACCUCCUGAAGGGAAGCCUCCCUACCUCGACGAGGUAGAGUUUGUGCCGGCCACGCCGGACCCUUCCGAUUCCUCGGGCCUCUCUGGAGCUUCUCGGGCCAAACCACAGCUGCAACUGGCUCGGAAGCGUGUCACCUUUGAAAUUCCUGCGCCCCAGCAGCAACAAGAUCCAAAAGCUGCUUCUGAUAGAGUUCUGCCUGCCUCUCCACCCUCCUACGCCGAUGUUGUCCGUCGCCCACAAGCUGUGUCAAACAUUCGUGAUCAAGCAGGGCACCUGAAGCUAAAGUCAGUCAUUGUUGCGCCCAAUCCACUGAGUCACGGGAUCCCAUCUUCUUCAGAGAAAGCUACAUCGCACCUGAAAUGGGUCGAAGUCAAGAGUCCAUACUGGUGGAGGAGGGACAAGCAUUCAAGCUGCCAGCCAGCCAUAGAUCAAAGAAGACGAGAUGCAAGCAAUUCCAGGAAGCACAAUUCACCCCCAGACACUCGCUCCUCGGCUUUUCGGCUGUUUCAGGCGAGAACAAAAGGAAGAUGCUUCCGUUGUCUUUCUAGAGACCAUAGGGCAUCUGUUUGCAGGGACCCUGUUCACUGCUUCGUCUGCCACCGUUUCGGACACAAAGCACAUUUAUGCCAGGACAACCUUCAGCUGCAGCGUUAUGUGGCCGCCACCGUGCCAGGCAUAACCUCAACAACUACAAAGCGCCAAUUCAGGGAGAGCGAUGCCCAUGCUGACCACCACAGCGCACGGGAUGGACGCCAUUUCAGGGAGAGCAAUGCCUACGCUGGCCACCACAAUGCACGAGAUGGAAACAACAGCGAGAACCAUGAUUUUAGUGACAACCUCAAACAAAACAGGGUUGAAGAGCUACUGACGCAAGGAAUGGCCACUAUUCAGGACAAGCUCAUGGCACUAAUGGUGAUCCUGUGUAACAACCUCAACGCUUGCCUCGCUGGGCUGGUAAAGGAGCAAGUCCUGCCUGCACUUGCAGCCGUCAAUUCAAAGCUGAGUGGAGCACAAGUAGUACACAGUCAUACUUUGGAUCCAACCGCAGCACAAGACUCACAGGCUGCAAAGGACAUGAACUUCUCACCCAAGCUGACAAUGGGAGGCCCUAUGAAUGCUGGGAAAGAAGCCUCAACCGGCAACAUUUGUACAAAUUUGGUGAGAAAUGCGGCUCUAAUCCCAGUGGCCAACAUCUUCAAGAGAAUCCUGUCAGCUAUUCCUACAGAAACCAACACUGUGCAUCAAGCCCCUUCUGCUGCUGCUUUGUCGGUGGAUGCCGUGGAUCAGGCUCUGCUUCAAUUUGGCUUGAUUGAGGACUCGGCCAUUGUCUAUCAAGGUCCACUCCCCGCUUCGCCAACCAUCAACGCAUCAGCCGCUGACUUUCACCAGCUCUUUGAAGGUUUAGCUCCUGACUUUGCAGAGCAAACUUACAACAACCCUGCCAACUCUAGGCACCAAGAUACUGCAGCAGUCCACGACAAUAGCACGUACAGCCUCUUCAGCAACUCACCACAGUUGGUGUGCCCGGCCCCUGCUCCCCAGCUCGGCAACAUUGGAUGCAGCAGCGCAACAACAGCCCAAGGGAAGAACUUAUCCAACCUCUUCAACAAUCCGCCUGAACCAGUACUCCAGACCCCUGCUCCGAGUACGGUUCCAGCACCUGCGGCACCCCCACGACGCCGAAAUCGUCUCGUAUUUGAUAUGUCCUCAGUUCGGUGUAGUGCACGCCUAUCCAGCAAAAGACCGUUGACACAGAUGCAGCAUGCUCAACGUAACAUGUGCCGCAAGUUGGGAAUUCUCAAUGAACUUGAACCAGUUGAGAUCGCUCUGCAGGAGUAUAUGGCAAUGUUCAGUGGUCCUCUUCCUGCUGACAUCAUUGCUGCUCUGACUGCAAUAUUCAACCUGGAAGAAAGUGUGGACACUGAGCUGGAUGAUGCCCUCAUCGGCUUGGCAGGUGAGGGGGUGGGUGACAUCCAGGAGGCUGACCAGGCUGCUACCUGA